AAACCGUUUCACGAAACAUUGACACCUAGUGCCCCUGGAAUGCUGGGAUUUGUAGUUUUUACUCUGGCACGUAAAAGCAAGAUUAUUGUUUACAAUUAAUUCCUGGGGUCGCAUGACCAACGGGGACCAAUCCGAGUAGAGUUUAAUUGAGUAUGCGCCUACAUCAAACUGAGGCUGCUGAGGGUCCCACUUUAAGUAUUUGGCCGACAGUAAGCAUGAACAAGAUGAAAAAUGAAGAGCAAAAGACUGAGAUGAUCUUGAAUUAUGCAUUGGAGAUUAUCUACAUGUUGACCGGAGAGAAAUAUACCAUUGGGAAGAAGUGUUCCAGGCAUAGAAAAAAUAAUAUUCGACUGGUGACUGAAGAGGUACCUAUAAAGUGCGAUGAUGUCGCAAUCUUUUUCACCAAGGACGAAUGGGAGUACUUACAGCAGCACAAGGAGUUUUACCAAGAUGUGAUUAAGGCAAACAAACAGGGCUUUAAUAGCUUUCCGGCUCACAACACCUCAGGUACUAUCCCAGCACAGAUUGGUAGAAACAUAGAUAUACCCAAAGUGACCCUACUCACACCUCGGCGUAGACACCGCUUUGUUAAAAGGACACGUCUGCAUUUACCAAAAUCCCCGCGGUUCACCCAGCUUGUACGCAACAUUACUAAUCUUGGAAGACGAGUAGCAAAAAUUGACCGAAAUAUUUCCCACAUCCUAAAGCAGUUUAAAAGGAAGAGUGCAACAUAUGAUGAACAAUACCCGGAGGGUUGGGUUUGUGAAAAGCUUGGUAUCCCAAAGCAUUUUAAAGAAGACGAGGUGAUGUUAGGAGAUUGCCAGGACCCAGAAUACCAACCCUGUCAAACAACACUCCCAAUAUCUUCUUUUGGUCCUUUCUCUUACACGCAUGAUGUUAUUGAACCACAAUGUAAAAUGUAUGUUCAGACACAACCUGUUGACGACUCAACACCUCUUAAUAGCCCUAAUCUCACUGUCAAUUCUGAGGUUUCAGAACUCUCUCAAACUUUCAGUCCCUGUACAGCAGAUUCAACUGGCGAAGCGUUACCAGACACCCCUCCGUCUGCAGUGUCCACAGUGUUACAUACAUCCUCAAAGACAUCACUGAGCACAGUUGCUAUUGACGCUCAACCUGAUAAAACCUCUUCUAAUUUAUCAAGAAUUUUAGAAAAGAAGCAAGCACAACUCAACAAUACCAAUGCAAAAGAUUAUCCUGGAGAAGCAGCGUCCCACCCCGAUGGUCCAGCAGCACUGCGCACUACAGCACGAUUACCAGUUACGUCGAGCUCAUCCAGUAGUGAUGUUUCAACUGUUAAAUGCCCAGCAUUUAUAAUUGUAUCAAAAGUUGCAGAGGAUCAGCAACCACAGUUUGAGAGCCUCCGUACUCCAGAUUCUGUGGGAGAACCCUUACCGGAUAUUCUACUAGCAAGCAUGUCUGCAGGGUUGUUGAACAACUUUAAGAUGCAGAGUCGUGGACAACCCCAUCGAUACGCUCAGCUGUUAUUUCAACACCAUGUACCAUAUUCACUAUAUAAGACGUGGACACACAAUACCAAUUAUGAUGGCUCUCGCGGCAAGCAUGCGCUACCUAAAAAUUUAAAACGUCUAAUUAUUAAUGAAACCUCAAUGGCAUUUAAAAUGACUCCACCUGUGUUAAAAAAAAUAAAAGACACUUUAAAUGGACUGCUACGAAUUCCUAGAACUGGGGGCUGGGAUUCAAAUUCUAAUUUUGUUUGAGUUUUUUUUUAAACCAAUGUAUAUUGGAAACAGAGACAAAUGUUAAAAAAAUGUACUGUUUACACACGGUAAAUUAUUUUUAAAAUUAUUUUUAUUACAUUAUUAUUAACUAAUAAUAUUUAUAUGAAAAAUGGACGUGCGAUUGCAAAAGCAUAUACAUAGGAUGCAGUUAUUUUGAUAUCUGAGGAGCAUUUAAUACAUUUUCAUGUAGCAUAUGUAAAAGAGUUGUUAAAUUAACAGUAGGAAAA
Molecule: messenger RNA, 1987 nt
Organism: Spea bombifrons (plains spadefoot toad)
Lineage: Eukaryota; Metazoa; Chordata; Amphibia; Anura; Pelobatidae
Exons: 5
Coding region: 153-1739 (528 amino acids)
Biological process (GO): regulation of DNA-templated transcription
Source: RefSeq, a predicted model, not a curated record